GCGGGCAGGGACUGGCGGCGACGGGGUCGGGAUGGCGCAGCUCGCGGAGGCCGUGGGCCACACAGCGACCACCAGCGCCAGCAUGGACAACAACGUCCUGGCCAUCGUCAUCGCCGCCACGGUGUCCACCUCCGUCUUCAUUGUGGCGAUUCUCAUCCUGCUGCUGCUCUUGUACCACCGGGACCCCAUGUGCUGCCAGUUCCUGUGCUCCUGCCGCCUGUUCCAGACCCCCAGCCAGUAUGACCACCCCCCGGCCUACUUCCGCAGCAGUCAGCAGCUGGUGGGACCGCAGCAUGGAGCCUCACGGCUGGAGAGCACUGCUGAGAACCCCGGCAUGCAGGGAGACGAGCUCUUCUGUGUUGGACCCCCCAGCACGUACCAGCUCCCGUCCUGGGAGCAGCCCCACCUGCCCAGCUACGAGAGCGUGAGGAAGAAAGAUCGCCAGCGGGAAAUCCAUCAGAUGAUUGCUGACAGGUUUGGGCUAUGGGCAGAGCCAUCCCAGGAGAUGCCACCUCCUUAUGAGCAUGCUCUGAGGCAUCCUCCAGCUUUCUCAGGAACAAGAAUAAGCUCAGAGACCUUGGACAGACAUGGUGUUCCAGACCCUUUCCAUGCUCCCCUCAGCUAUCAAACUCAGCGAAACACUGCAGUGGAAUGGCCAAACCUUCACCCAGAUCCACCAUCAGUUGAGACAGGCAAGCCCAACCCAGCCAUCAGUGACAUCCCACUUGCGGCACAAGGAACAGCCACAGAGCCAUUGCUGGGUACCGCGCUGAGCAGAGGAACAGGGACGUCUCCUCACUCUUCUCUGGCAAACACCAAAGUCAAAGGUCCAGCUGCUGGAGUUGCACAGGGCAAAGCCAAGGGGAAGGUCUGCUAGGCCAGAGCUCCUCAGGAGCAGCAUUUCAUACCUCUGUGAGGCAGCACUGCUGGCUGUACAAAGGAUCAGACCUCAGGCACUGCUGGUGUUGUGCUGCUUCACCCGUUUCUUACAUUAUCAAGUGUUACUGUAUCUGGAUUUCCACCUGCAGGUGGAAAUCCUCACCUGUGAGUGGCAGAAGGGAUAGGCUCUGGAGCAUCGUUGCAUGCUCUGGCACCAACAGCAUCUGUGCAGACCCCACACACAGAUUUGGAGGGACUCCAUGGGUUACACCCAAAUAUGGACCACCAAAAUGAACCAUGGGACUGGAUUUGCUGGAUGGGAAAGGACAGAUGCAUGGACUGAACAGCUGGAGGUCUACAUGAAGACUGUGAAGCACAGGUGGACAUGUGGCUGACCCAGUUCACCUGGUCUUCUGCAGAGCAGAAAAUUUGUCUAAAUAAUGUCAACACCGGUGUCCUUACACCACUGAUUUUGAUAACCUGUUUUCUACUGCAGCGUCAAUGUUUCAAAUUGUUUACAAAUCUGUAGACAAAAUGAGAUCAGUUAGUUUGGGCACAACACAUUGGGGCUCCUUUAUUUUGAGCAAUACAAGCUCAAAAAUGUCACGUAAUGACUCAAAGAUAAAAGGAUGAGGAUCCUAGUUAGUGCUUUAUCAUACACCUCCAGCUGCUGAGCUUCAAAUACCAGCCCAGCUUUGGGCUUCUUGCCAGGUCCCCUGAACUUACUGAGUUAAGAACUUGUUUCAUAUGGCCAGUGAAUGUAACACUCCUAUUUCAUUGAGGUGAGUGAGGUAGAGGGAAAAAUCCAACUUCCUGGUACACAGCAUUAGGUGCAUGCAGAAAAGGAUCUGUUCUGCAGUAUUGUGAAUUAAGGUACAAAUAGAACAGUAAUGACUAAAAAUGAGCAAAAAUAGAGAGAAUUAGUAGCAGGACAAGUACUGACACAAGAGUGAUUAUAGAGGGAACCCAUCCAGUGGCACAACAGACCAGGCUCUCCAGAUACUAAAUGACCAUGGUAACACAUUCCAUGAGCAGCCAAGACCUCCAGCUGCC
This is a messenger RNA of Hirundo rustica (Barn swallow), 1932 nucleotides long. RefSeq lists its product as uncharacterized. The transcript has 6 exons. Bases 32 to 877 code for a protein of 281 amino acids. NCBI's taxonomy places the organism in Eukaryota, Metazoa, Chordata, Aves, Passeriformes, Hirundinidae. The record is from RefSeq and is a predicted model, not a curated record.